Molecule: messenger RNA, 1308 nt
Organism: Periconia digitata
Lineage: Eukaryota; Fungi; Ascomycota; Dothideomycetes; Pleosporales; Periconiaceae
Source: the annotation of a GenBank genome assembly
CGUGCAAGUACCCAGGGCUCCCCGUCUCCAGUCCUCGCAAAUGCCAUGCCCACGAUGGACCUCUUCACUGAGUCUGUUCCAAUCCCCCAAACACCCCAUGGCCGACCUCCUCUCCCUCGGAAUUCCAUGCGCGCUCCCAUGGAGUAUGCGGGCGAACGGCCUCAGGAUCGCACUCUGAUGCUCGUGCUGUCCUUGGUGGCAAUGACCACUAUGACCGUUUUACUAGGCUCACGGUUCAGUCAAUUGAAGAAACGAGCCAUUUCCAAGCGAAACUUCACCUGCAUGUUGGUGCUCUCGCUCUACGUCCUCGUCAUGGGCUUCUUUCUCGGCCUCCUCAUCCUGCACACCGGCCAGGGCUUGUACACUUACCAACUGUGUUUUGCUCUUACUUGGGUGUGCCUUGUGUUUUACGCAAUGGCUAAGAGCGUAAUCUACAUCUUCCUCGUAGAACGUGUACACAUCGUGCGCGCACCGUACGCUCCAACCCGCAGCGGCGACUACAUCUACCUGGGUUGCAUGGCCGUCAUGUUCGCAGCGUGCGGCGCCGUCGUAAUCAACGCCUUCCUCAACCCCGUCACCAACAUGUCGCCCGACGAUGGCCGCUGCCACAACGGCAUCGGCAAGCGCGUCACCAUUCCCUUCCUAAUCAUUGAUAUCAUCAUGGACGUUAUCCUCACGGGCGUCUUCGUGUACCUCCUCCACCCGUUCGUCAGGGGAGGCUGGUCCCAGACUCUUUCUGUUGGGAUGUCGAUUCGGAGUUCGUCGGACAGUGGAGGCGCGGGGCAGGGAUCGAAAGCGAGUGCGGAAAGAGGGGGAGGGGGGUCGAGAGGGGAGUCGAGAGGGGAGUCGGCGGUGCAGCGUGGGAUUAGGACGUUGUUGCGGCGCACUAUCGCGGGGGCUUUUGCCAUCACGGUUGUGACGCUUGGGCUGUUUGUUGCGCAGUACUUGGCUGGGAACGGAGGGAAAGGUGUGGCGUUGAUUUGCAGUUCGUUGUGUCUUGGGGAUGUGUUCUGGGGUUACCUCGUGAUCCACUACCUCACCUUCUCCUCGCUGGAAACCGAGGAGAAUAUGAGCAGCACGCCAUACAGGAACGACGAAGGUGAUAGCGAUACUCUGGUGAAUCAGGACCGACAUGCGAUCCACUGCCAGCACUGUGCCCCCAAGCCUCCGCAGCAGCAACUGCCAUAUCACCUGCCGCCGCUGAGACAUCUGCGGACUCUUAGUGAAGAUUCGGUGCUUGGGCGGCCGCCGUUGAGAUGUUUAGAUGGUGUUAGGGAUUCUAGGAGGAGUGAAUGGGCCGUAGUUUGA